Molecule: messenger RNA, 357 nt
Organism: Gongylonema pulchrum
Lineage: Eukaryota; Metazoa; Nematoda; Chromadorea; Rhabditida; Gongylonematidae
Source: the annotation of a GenBank genome assembly
AUGUCUUCGAAGAAGAAAACACCUCGCAAAGGAAAAAAAGGAAAAGGAAAAGUCCUAGUACCAAAAUGGAAACUGUUCCGAGCCAAAGAGCCGCUUCUUUCCGUUUUCAUGUGGGGUGUCAAUCAUUCAAUCAGUGAGCUAAUGCAUGUGCCGCCGCCGGGCCUUCUGAUGCCGGAUGAUUUCAAGGCUUCUGUUAAAAUCAAAGUUGACAAUCACUUUUUUAAUAAGGACAACAUGCCAAGUCAUUUCAAAAUCAAAGAUUACUGCCCAAAUGUCUUCCGAAAUCUUCGCGACCAUUUUGGUGUUGAUCAAAACGAAUAUUUGGUAUGCUUUUUUUGUUUCCUCAAAUAUUUAUAG